This is a messenger RNA of Prunus armeniaca (apricot), 372 nucleotides long. Lineage: Eukaryota; Viridiplantae; Streptophyta; Magnoliopsida; Rosales; Rosaceae. The record is from the annotation of a GenBank genome assembly.
AUGGUUUUAACUUUGGAUGCUUGUUCAAUUGUGCAGAUGUCAAACCUUAUUAGAAGUUGUAAGGUAGUGACGACUGCACAGAGUUCGCCUCCCCCAGCUCAGCCGUCAUUAGCGUCAUCAAUGGAGCAACCUGUUAGCGCCAAGCGUCGUCACCGCCCCGCCAGCACCACCUACACAACAUCGACAGACGCUACUGGUGCGUCGAGGUCACAACCAGAAGAACACCCGAGGGCCUUGUCGCCAGUUGAAGACAGCGAAGGUCACCGGGUGACCAACAGUCGUAUCAACAUCGGAAACGAUGAGCGGCAUUGGCCUUGCAUAGCUCAUUGGCCCACGACAUUGGUCACGUCGUUCGGACCCAUUGCCCGAUGA